UAUUUUGUAAAUUCGAUUCCAAAAACAUAAAACUAUAAAAAAUGGGAAAUUAAGAAAACCAGAGAAAAUUAGCUAGUGAUUUUGAGAACAUCAUUAUUAAAAAUUUAUAUCUUCUAAGAAAAAUUAAAUGUGAUUCAUUUCAAAAAAUGACGAGGAUAAUACAUAAGAAAGACGAGCAAACAACAAUUGGCGCAAAAGUGAAAAUUUAUGCACACAAAACCCACAAGUCAUGAAGAUUCUCAAAAUUUGAAAAUAUCUUUGGAAAGUGUCUGAAUCAUUAGCUGGGAUUAGUUCUAUGAACUUGACGAAGGCAUCAUCUUAGUGAAGUCAAUCAGGUGGUAUGUCUAACGUACUCAACACUUACAUAGUGGCUGGCUACCCCCAAAAAAUAUUUCCAGGUUUCACACUUAGAUAAACAUUGUUUGGCAAGCAGAAGAUUGAUUAAUUUUCUGCAACAUAUGGACCGAUUAUUAGAUCAUAAGAGUCUCUUGUAAACUACUAUAUAUAUUGACCUUAAUCUAUCAACUAAUUGUGUUUACGUGCCUUCUGAGCUAGAAGUUUACACACACUUACAAAGUAAACAAGAAUCAAGUCUUGCAGAAAUUGCUUUCUGUUUUAUCGAAAAAAAAAAAAAGAAAAAGAAUAAACAGUACGCUUGCAAAUAUUUAGUUUAUGUAUUCUUUGCCCUCUUUUUAAUUUGUUCUUUAAAUAUUUUGUAAAUUCGAUUCCAAAAAGAUAAAACUCUAAAAAAUGGAAAAUUAAGAAAACCAGAGAAAAUUAGCUAGUGAUUUUGAGAACAUCAUUUUUAAAAAUCUAUAUCUUCUUAGAAAAAUUCACAUAUGAAAUGUGAUUCAUUUCAGAAAAUGACGAGGAUAAUGCGUCAGAAAGACGAAGAAACAACAAUUGGCGCAAAAGUGAAAUUAUAUGCACACAAGACCCACAAGUCAUGAAGAUUCUCCAAAUUUGAAAUUAUCUUUGGAAAGUGUCUGAAUCAUUAGCUGGGAUUAGUUCUCUGAACAUGACAAAGGCAUCAUCUUAGUGAUGUCAAUCGGAUGCCAUGUCGAACUUACUCAACACUUACAUAGUGGCUGGCUACCCCCCAAAAAUAUUUCCAGGUUUCACACUCAGAUAAACAUUGUUUGGCAAGCAGAAGAUUGAUUAAUUUUCUGCAACAUAUGGACCGAUUAUUAGAUCAUAAGAGUCCCUUGUAAACUACUAUAUAUACCUGACAUUGGGUGCUUAUUUCUUCACAGCUAUACAAUUUAGUAAAAACUCUACUUUCUUUUUUUUCUUCACUGUGUAAACAAUGACUCUAAGCCUUGUCUUGUUUUUCAUUUUCGGGACUUUGGCAUCUCAUGCCAUUUCCCGCACAUUGCCUGAAGCUGCCAUUGCUAACAAACAUGAGCAAUGGAUGGCACGUUUUGGUCGUGUUUAUGAGAACCAAUCCGAGAAGGACAAGCGUUUUAAGAUAUUCAAGGACAACUUGGAAUAUAUAGAGAACUUCAACAAUGCAGGGAACAGGACUUAUAAGUUAAGCAUUAAUGAGUUCGCAGACUUUACUCAUGAUGAAUUCCUAGCGGCUCGUACUGGCUACAAGAAGAGGGACAACCCAACAACAACGACCACAACAUCAUCAUUUAGGUAUGAAGCCGUGACAGAAGUUCCAACAAGCUUGGAUUGGAGGGAGAAAGGUGCUGUCACCUCUGUUAAGGACCAGGGCGAAUGUGGAUGUUGCUGGGCAUUUUCAGCAGUGGCAGCCAUGGAAGGGAUUGCCCAGAUUAAAACUGGUAAGUUGAUCUCAAUGUCUGAGCAACAACUACUGGACUGCAGCACAAACGGCGGCAACGAGGGUUGCAAUGGUGGUUGGAUGACAAAUGCAUUCCAAUACAUUAUUGAAAACCAGGGUCUAACCACAGAGGAAAACUACCCAUACGUGGAAACGCAGGCAACUUGUGCCAUGGAGAAGGCGCAAGCCCAAGUUACUGACAUCAGUGACUAUGAGGAGGUACCUUCCAAUGAUGAGGAAGCAUUACUUAAAGCUGUAACAAACCAACCUGUCUCAAUUGCCAUUGACGGGAGUGGAAGAGACUUUAAAUUUUACUCGGAAGGAGUUUUCAGUGGAGAAUGCGGGAAUUCUAUGUCUCAUGCUGUCACUAUUAUUGGAUAUGGGACUAGUGAAGACGGUACAAAGUAUUGGUUGAUCAAGAAUUCAUGGGGAGAAAGUUGGGGUGAGAAUGGCUACAUGAGGAUCCUGAGAGAUUUUGACAGCCCCGAAGGUCUAUGCGGCCUCGCCGAGGAAGCUUCCUAUCCAACUAUCUAAUUAAUUAGUUGCUAUAUAUAUGUUUCCCAUAGGUGAUAUAUAGCGGACAUGUCUUCUUACGUCCAGAAUCACUGCUUGUUUUCCAUUUCAAAUAUUGUGAGUGUUGUUAGAUUUGAGCUUGCUGAUUGAUGCAUAAACAUCUAAGCAUCAAUAUAAAAUAAAUUGAUGAUAAGUAUUAUUGAAUGAUGAUACAGUAUUGUGCUUAUCUAUUUAUUCUGCUUAACUUAAAUUCUUGACACAACCCGUGUAGCGUAGAAUGUCAAGCCAAUUGCCCUGGCUUUUACAGUACCAAUGACUGGGUGAGCUUGGAUUAAUUUUAACAAUUGAUAUCAGAGCUAACUCAUCCCAAACUCCCUGAUUCAACCAGUAAAGGAGCCUUACAUGGGUUGUUUAAUUUUUGGUCGGGUUUAACAAAACCCCCCACACUGUUUUUAUGUUUUGUCGGCUCAAAUUUGAUGUUUUAUUGUGACUUGAUGUUUGAGAAUGAAAUUGACUGAAAAAGGAUUGAAAAGGGGGCUGAAAAAUGGGAGAUAUAGUCGGGCAGGUCAAAGUGUCACGGGUUGAGACUCAAGCUUUAAAUUCGUACGAUUUUGGGAUCCGGGCAUUCACCCUUCCGGUAUUCCAGAUUAACCUUCCUGUCACGGUUCACACUCUUGUGAGGUA
Durio zibethinus is the source of this 2983-nucleotide messenger RNA. Its product is annotated as senescence-specific cysteine protease SAG39-like. Lineage: Eukaryota; Viridiplantae; Streptophyta; Magnoliopsida; Malvales; Malvaceae. Gene Ontology annotation, biological process: proteolysis. Gene Ontology annotation, molecular function: cysteine-type peptidase activity. The record is from RefSeq and is a predicted model, not a curated record.